This is a messenger RNA of Anastrepha obliqua, 1152 nucleotides long. RefSeq names its product post-GPI attachment to proteins factor 2-like. NCBI's taxonomy places the organism in Eukaryota, Metazoa, Arthropoda, Insecta, Diptera, Tephritidae. Gene Ontology annotation, cellular component: endoplasmic reticulum membrane; Golgi membrane. The transcript is spliced from 2 exons. The coding region runs from base 93 to 866 and encodes 257 amino acids. Gene Ontology annotation, biological process: GPI anchor biosynthetic process. The record is from RefSeq and is a predicted model, not a curated record.
CAUCAGUGCAAGUUGGUUAUCUAUGGCAAGUUGGCUGAAAUUAUAAUGUAAAUAAAGAGAAAACAACUAUAAAAGCGUGAUUUUAUAGUAUUAUGUUACCAACAUUAACGACUUACGACCGAUUAGAUGGCCCAAAACCUCUAUUCUGCAUUCCAUUUGGCAAAGUUGCAAUUGGAGUUGUGAGUCUACCACUAGGCAGUUUUAUAUUUUGUGUAGUUUGGUCGCUAUUCUUCGAAUUUGAACGUUCCACUUCAACGCACUGUGAUGUACCCAAUUAUCUGCCCUCCAUAUCAGCGGCUAUAGGAAAUUAUGAGCCACAAAAAACUGUUUGGCGUUUGGCGAUUACCUUGCAACUGCCUGCUCGACUUGCUGUUUCUAAAAUAUACUUGCAGUAUUAUAAAGACACAAUACGAAGGAAUCGUCGUAUAUAUGCUGCUAUUGCUUGCUUGCUAAGUAUGGUUGAAAAUUUUGCGCUGCUAAGUCUAUCAUUAUGGACCUCUUUAGAUAAUUACCCGAUUCAUAGAAACUCCUUCAUUGUAUUUAUUGCCUGCAGUGAGAUUUAUAUGCUUAUUUCUUACAUCCUCAACAAAAAUGGCCGUAGAUUACCGCUCUUGCCGAUAGAAGAAAAAUCAUUGUUAUACAAACGAAAUUUGUUUAUAACAAAUGUUACUGCAUUUAUUUUGGCGGGCUAUUGCUUCCUGCGGCAUAAUUCCUUAUGCGAGCCGGGUGUCUACACAUUAUUUGCACUUUUCGAGUAUGUUGUCGUGCUGACGAAUAUGGCUUACCACAUGACUGCUUACUGGGAUUUUCAUGCAAUGCAUGUCAGCUUUGAUUGGGAGCGGGGACUUUAUUUAUCACAAUUUUAAUUAAAUUGAGGAAAUUGUUUUAUUUAUUUUUUUAUUGUAGCAUCGAAGUGUUAGUAUGUACAUAUAUAUAUGUAUUUAAUUUUAAGUCGAAACAUUACUUAACUUUACAAAUGAAAAACUUAUUUUUUACGUAAACGUUCGCAGGAAAUUAUGAAGUAAGAAACCAUUUAUGUGCACGCUCAAAGUUCUGCACACUAUGCUAUGUACUAUAUAUAUUUUGCUCAAAAGACGAAAGGUACUAUGUAAGUAGUUAGCAGAAAGCAAUAAACCAAGCUGAGAUAUAAUA